Moneuplotes crassus is the source of this 2048-nucleotide messenger RNA. The record is from the annotation of a GenBank genome assembly. NCBI's taxonomy places the organism in Eukaryota, Ciliophora, Spirotrichea, Euplotida, Euplotidae.
AGCAGAAAGUUAUUCAUAAAUCAUUUAAGAAUAGAUUCUACAUAAAUAAAGCUUUGUUCGGAACUAAACCAUUUCAAGAAUGGAGGAUUCCCAUAUAACUGAAGCUGCAAAGAAUCCUGUAUCAAAGAAUGAACAGAAGAGAAUCCAUAAGAAGUUAAAUAGAAGGUUGGCUCAAGGAAUAUCUGCUUUAAUAAGAGCCGAAAACAAUAGCAAAGAGGAUUUAAUCAGCAAUGUUCCUACUAAUAAAUUAUUUGUUUUCCAUUUUGGCAAUGGAGAUGAAGAAGAUCAGAGAGUUUUAAUGGAUUAUUCAAAAAAUUAUGGGCCAAUUAACACUAUCUCAUUAUUCCCUGGCCUCAACUUUGGCUUUAUAGAAUAUCCAAAAGUUCAGCAUGCUAAAAUGCUCAUGGAUAACUUAUACAACAAAAAGUUUGUAGAUUUAAAAUUUUAUGACAAGUACCGUACUUGUUGCUUUCAAUAUUCCAAAGUUGAAUAUGAAGACCUGGAUAAGUUUAAAAUUCUAGAAUUUCCUGAUUCUACUUAUGACAUAGACAUAGAAGGGCUUUAUAGUAUUGAUAAUUUUGUGACUGAGCAAGAAUCAGAAGCUAUCAAGAGAUGGCUAGAUGAACAAAAAUGGACUAAGCUUUUAAAUCGAAGAGUUCAGCACUUCGGAUAUGAAUUUGUUUAUGGAGCUAAUAAAAUUAACAAUAUUGAUGGAAUUAGGCAGAUGCCUCAUGAUCAAGAUCAAAUAUUUAAAAAGAUCAACGAUCGACUCAAUAAUGUUCUGAAAGGAUUUUAUUUUAACUCAAAUAAAGAAGCAAUGCGAGUUAAUGAUCAUAACGGAGUGCAAAUUAAUGAUGAAAAAGAUUGUGUUAGCAAAAUGACAACUUAUUUUGAUGAACUUGGAGAAUUUGACCAGCUAACAGUAAAUGAUUAUACACCUGGGCAAGGAAUUCCCCCUCAUAUCGAUGUUCAUUCUGCAUUUGAAGAGAUGUUUGCAUCAUUAUCUCUGAAUAGUGAAACAACUAUGAUAUUUAAAUCGGCUGAAGAAACAAAACAUAUUUCUAUAAAACCUAGAAGUCUGCUAAUAUUUAGUGGGGAGGCUAGGUAUAAAUGGCUGCAUUCCAUCCCCAGCAGAAAGUUUGAUAGGGUUGAUGGACUAAUCAAGAGCAGAAGGAGAAGAAUAUCUCUGACUUAUCGUAAAGUGAGAUCAACCCCUGUCUGAUCAUGAAGAUGGCCAAGGAUGUGUGAUUCACAAAACAAACAAGCCGCUGUUGACGAAAACAAACUUAUUGGAGAGGGAAAAGCAGUUAACUUAGAUUCUAACGUUUCUGAUAUUGAACAAAAGCAUGUAUAUGAUGUAUAUGAAAAGAUUGCUCCUCAUUUUUCAAAGACAAGGUACAAGCCAUGGCCUAAAGUCCAAGAGUUUUUAGAAUCACUACCAGAGGGCUCUAUUAAUUGCGAUGUAGGGUGUGGAAAUGGAAAAUAUUUACAGUGAAAUGGCAAGAAGGUUUUGAGUAUAGGAACAGAUAGGUCAUUUAAUUUGACCUCAAUAGCCAAAGAUAGAAUUGAAGGGAGCCAAGUUUUUGUCUCUGAUGGGUUAAAUCUGGCUUUAAAAGACAAAAUAUUUGAUUCUGUGAUUUCUAUUGCUGUUAUUCAUCAUUUUUCUUCGGAGAAGUUAAGAAUUAAAGCUAUACAAGAGCUAAAGAGAAUUUGUAAAGUUGGAGGAAAAAUCUUGGUCUAUGUAUGGGCUUUAGAGCAAGAAAAAUAAGUUUGCAAGUCAAGAUGUCUUUGUUCCAUGGCAUUUGUAUCAUAAAUACGACAAGGAGCAGAACAGAAAGAGAGAAGUUAAUAUUCAAACAAAUACAGGCUUCAUUGAAACAGCAAUAAAAGAUGAGACCAAGAACGCUACUAUCUAUCAUAGAUACUACCAUGUUUUUAAGAAAGGAGAGUUAGAAGCCCUAAUUAAUAAAAUCCCAGGGCUGAAAAUAGAGCAAAGUUACUAUGAUCAUGCAAAUUGGUGAGUAGUUUUAGAGAAAACAGACCAUUAA